UGAACACAACCUACGACAAUGGACAUCUUGAAGAUCCUUUCAAGGUCUACUAAGCAUGUCAACAAGUCUGCGGGAGGAAAGGAUGUAAGCUCAGUAAAGCUUCCAUCUGCAGGAACCUCCUCGAAUCCACAACUCUACCACGAUGCGAUUCCCGGGUUAAGAGGGAAGAAGAGGAAGCGCGGGGCGGAACAGAAUGAAGAGAGCGCUCCAGGACAAGAGGAGGAAGCAAUUGAUUUCUUUGCGGCGAAGGCCCAAGCUCCGAAGUUGAAGAAAGUACCUGGCUCUGCCGAUCAGAAGCCACAAACGUCGGAGAAUGUUUCUCUAACUACAGCAAAAUUGUUGGAUGAAGAAGAAUGCCGACAGAUACUGCGAUCGCACAGACUAAAGGUCACUCUUUUACCUGCAGGCAAUGCGCCAGCAAAGAAAGUGAAGAAAUCGAAGAAAAGCAAGGCUGCCACGAAGUCGAAAACGAAGGACGAAUACACGCAGGUUUAUCCACAGCCAUUGACGGCAUUCGAGGAUCUGAAGCAUACAUAUGGGAUUUCGGGGCGCAUGGCAACGAACUUGGCAGAGCAGGGAUACAAGAUACCCACAGAGGUACAAAUGGGCAGCUUACCUCUGCUUCUCAAGCCGGAAUUUGCCCUCGGAGCCUCUCCAACGGAAGCAGAAGGUGCUGAGGACGGAACGGCCUUUGAUCUGCUUGCAGUCGCUCCCACUGGCAGUGGGAAGACUUUGGCGUUUUUGAUACCAGUGGUGAACCAGAUUAUGCAACAGCGGAGGACUGAGAAGGAUAAGGAGGAGCACAGUUUGCAAGCUGUGGUAAUUGCCCCAACGAAAGAACUUGCAAGCCAGAUUGUCAACGAGGCGAAGAAACUGAGUCUUGGAACUGGGGUGAAGGUGGUUGGAAUGCGAAAGGGCUUGAAAAUUCUUGGCACGCAAGAUGUUGGAGCUGGAGGUGAGAGCUCCAGCGAGGAUGAAGAUGAUGAGGCAAAAGAGCUAUCGAAGAAACCAAUCCAAGGUGUUGCCAAGGCCGAUAUUCUCGUCACAGCUCCUGGGUUACUGCUCAGUGCUCUUUCGACCAAUGUUCCAGAAGAACACAACCCCUUGCCAACUGUUCGGGCACUGAUAUUGGAUGAGGCAGACGUCCUUCUUGACCCCCUAUUCAGAGAUCAAACACUUGGGAUAUGGAAUGCAUGCGCAAAUCCACAACUCCGCGUUACUUUAUGGUCAGCAACCAUGGGCUCAAACAUCGAAGCUCUUGCAUUAUCUACAAUCUAUUCAAGAAGAACGAAACUUGAAAUUGACGAUGACUCUCGAAUCGUCAGAUUAGUCGUUGGACUGAAAGACUCUGCCAUUCCCAACAUCACCCACCGACUCACCUACGCCGCCACCGAACCUGGGAAACUCAUCGCUCUCAGACAGCUCCUUCACCCCACCGCAAAAUCCACCGACGCCACGCAAUCCCUCCGCCCUCCCUUCCUCGUCUUCACGCAAACCAUCCCUCGAGCCGUCGCCUUACACGCCGAACUCCUUUACGACAUCCCCGCCGAAGCCGGUGGCUCCUCCCGCAUCGCAGUCCUACAUUCCGACCUCUCAGACUCUGCCCGCUCCCACGUAAUGACCCGCUUCCGCAAUGGCGAGAUCUGGGUUCUCAUCACAACCGACAUCCUUUCCCGUGGCGUUGACUUCCGCGGAAUCAAUGGCGUAGUAAACUACGAUGUCCCGAACUCUGGAGCAGCGUACAUCCAUCGUGUUGGGAGAACGGGACGAGCUGGGAGGGACGGUGGUGUGGCAGUUACGUUUUAUACGAAGGAGGAUAUUCCCUAUGUGAAGAACAUUGCUAAUAUUAUUGCGGCGAGCGAGAAGCAGGCUGGCAAGCCGGCUAGCGAGGCGAGUAUGCAGAAGUGGCUGUUGGAUGCGCUGCCGAAGCCGACAAAGGACGAGAAGAAGAGGUUGAAGAUGUACGGUGUCGAGGCGAGACGAGGGGGCUUGGGCCCUGGAAAGGAGGGGAAGGAAGCAAAAGGCAAGAAGGGAAGGAUGCAGAUUAGUACCAAGAGUGGGUAUGAGCGGAAGCUGGAGAAUAAUAGGAAAGGGGCGAUUUUGGGGAGCAGGAGACGUGCUCGCGAGACCCAAAAAGAGGAGACUGAUGAUCGACCUACUGCUGAGGACAUCGAGUGGGGUGGCAUUGAUGAAUAGGGUUAUAGUCACUUCAGUGGCUGUGGAAAUAACUUUGGAAUUUUGCUUGAUACCAUGAAAUCCUACAAAAUGAAAGAUUGC
Messenger RNA from Hyaloscypha bicolor E, 2277 nucleotides. RefSeq names its product P-loop containing nucleoside triphosphate hydrolase protein. Gene Ontology annotation, cellular component: 90S preribosome. The coding region runs from base 19 to 2196 and encodes 725 amino acids. Lineage: Eukaryota; Fungi; Ascomycota; Leotiomycetes; Helotiales; Hyaloscyphaceae. The transcript has a single exon. Gene Ontology annotation, molecular function: RNA helicase activity; nucleic acid binding; ATP binding. Gene Ontology annotation, biological process: maturation of SSU-rRNA. The record is from RefSeq and is a predicted model, not a curated record.